UGCCCCUGGUUGUCCCUUUUCCGAUUUCUUUCGAGUGAAGGAGAGAGGUGCAGUCUCGACAAUUUGUUUUUAUUCAAGCAAAAGAUCACAUUGCAAUGGCCAUCGACGACUUGAAAACCCCCAAAGGUCUCAAGGACCUCGACACUUAUCUCGCUGACCGGAGCUACAUUGAAGGAUAUCAGGCAACUCAGGCCGAUGUAGCUGUGUACGAGGCUCUUGGAAAGACACCAAGCCCAGCGAAUCCCCACGUUCUCAGAUGGUACAAUCACAUCAAGUCCCACGAGUUGAAGAAACUUCCGGGUGAAAAAAAGGCCCCAUCUGUUCUCGGUGGAGGUGCACCAGGUGCACCAGCUGCCAAAUCCGCUGAGAAAGACGACGAUGACGAUGAGGUUGAUCUCUUCGGCUCUGAUGAGGAGGAGGAUGCAGAGGCCGAGAGAAUUAGAGAAGAGAGACUCAAGGCUUACGCCGAGAAGAAAGCCAAGAAGCCCGCUCUUAUCGCCAAGUCCAGCAUCAUCAUUGAUGUCAAACCUUGGGAUGAUGAAACAGACCUUAAAGCCAUGGAGAAAGCUGUUAGAUCAAUUGAAAUGGAUGGUCUUGUCUGGGGAGUUUCAAAAUUGGUGCCAGUGGGCUAUGGAAUCAAGAAGCUCCAGAUAGUUUGUGUCGUUGAGGAUGACAAGGUAUCUGUCGAUGAGCUCGUCGAAAAAAUCCAGGACUUCGAGGAACACGUACAAUCUGCGGACAUUGCUGCAUUCAAUAAAAUCUAAAUAAACUACUUUCAUCUUUUACUCUCGAAUAAAGGCAUAUUAAUUGUUUGUAAUAUCUGCUUCAAUUAUUUAAAUUAGCCUUGAAGUAUCACUUGUCGACAAUAAACAAUGAAAUAAUACAUUAUUAAAUUAA
Fopius arisanus is the source of this 897-nucleotide messenger RNA. RefSeq names its product elongation factor 1-beta (gene eEF1beta). The record is from RefSeq and is a predicted model, not a curated record. Lineage: Eukaryota; Metazoa; Arthropoda; Insecta; Hymenoptera; Braconidae. Bases 96 to 764 code for a protein of 222 amino acids. Gene Ontology annotation, molecular function: guanyl-nucleotide exchange factor activity; translation elongation factor activity. The transcript has 3 exons. Gene Ontology annotation, cellular component: cytosol; eukaryotic translation elongation factor 1 complex. Gene Ontology annotation, biological process: translational elongation.